Hypanus sabinus (Atlantic stingray) is the source of this 10434-nucleotide messenger RNA. RefSeq names its product ephrin type-A receptor 7-like. Gene Ontology annotation, biological process: protein phosphorylation; axon guidance; cell surface receptor protein tyrosine kinase signaling pathway. Gene Ontology annotation, molecular function: transmembrane-ephrin receptor activity; ATP binding; protein binding. The record is from RefSeq and is a predicted model, not a curated record. The transcript has 17 exons. Bases 174 to 3149 code for a protein of 991 amino acids. Gene Ontology annotation, cellular component: plasma membrane; neuron projection. NCBI's taxonomy places the organism in Eukaryota, Metazoa, Chordata, Chondrichthyes, Myliobatiformes, Dasyatidae.
GCAUCCACCUGGGUUGAUGAUAUGGGAGCAGAAGCCGGAAUAUAAUAAAAGAUAGGAUCAAGGAAGGAGAGAGGGGUAACUGUGGCGAUCCCGAGUUACCAGCAUCAAGUGCAGCAAGUCGUUAGACUGGCGGGAGCUGGCGGUGGAGACAAGAGUCCGGGCAAGAAUUUAGAAUGACUUUUGUGUGGAGCGCUCGCCUGCGCUUCAGCCGGCUGGUCCUGCUCAACUUUCUCCUGCACAGUGGCCGCAGCGCCGCGAACGAAGUUGUUUUGUUGGAUUCUAAGGAGUCACAAGCUGAACUGGGAUGGACUGCUCACCCAUCUGAUGGUUGGGAAGAGAUCAGUGGCGUAGACGAAAACUAUAAACCAAUUCGCACUUAUCAAGUCUGUAACGUCAUGUCUUCCAAUCAAAACAACUGGCUUCAGACGGGAUGGAUUACACGGCGGAAUGGACAGAGAAUCUUCAUUGAACUGAAGUUCACUUUGAGAGACUGCAACAGCAUCCCAGGCGUGGUUGGGACAUGCAAAGAGACCUUCAACCUCUACUAUAUUGAGUCAGACAAGGACAUUGGCAGAAACAUUAUGGAGACCAAGUACGUGAAAAUUGACACCAUAGCCGCAGAUGAGAGCUUCACACAAGGAGACCUCGGUGAACGCAAAAUGAAACUUAAUACCGAGGUUCGAGAGAUUGAGCACCUUGUUAGGAAAGGAUUUCAUCUCGGGUUCCAGGAUGUGGGAGCUUGUGUGGCCCUUGUUUCAGUAAGAGUCUAUUACAAAACCUGUCUCUCCACAGUGCAAAGUUUGGCCGUCUUCCCAGACACCGUGGCAGAAGCUGCCUUUUCGACCCUGGUUGAAGUGCGAGGAUCAUGUAUCAAUGACUCUGAAGCGGAAAUGGAUAACCCUCCAAGGAUGCACUGCAGUGCAGAAGGCGACUGGCUGGUACCGAUUGGGAAAUGUACUUGCAGUGCUGGGUAUCAGGAGAAAGCUGGCAGGUGUGAAGCAUGCCCACCAGGGUCCUAUAAGUCGUCCGUUCAAGAAACUGAAUGCUCCUGGUGUCCUGAGCAUAGCUACACUGAAGAAGCAGGAUCAGUCCAGUGUUACUGUAAGGCAGACUACUACAAGCUGACCUCGGACCCUGCAGCGGCUCCUUGCACGAAGCCUCCUUCUGCUCCCCGAGCCCUGGGUUACAGCACGAGACAGUCAGCAGUGCGCCUGGACUGGAACCCCCCUGAGGACAGUGGGGGUCGGACGGACAUUACCUACAACGUUCUGUGCAGUGUGUGUGCAAUGACACCACAGUCUUGUGAGCCAUGUGGCGGCCGAGUUGGGUACGUACCCCAGCAGCUGGGGUUGGCUGACACUACUGUCACUGUGGUUAACCUGAUGCCCUACGUCAACUACACCUUCAGAAUAGAAGCUGUGAACGGAGUGUCCAGCCUGAGCCUGUCUCCACGGCGAUACGUGGAGAUGACUCUCAUCCUCAGCCAAGGAGGGAACUUACACGUGGCUGAUAUCAGGGCAGAGCACAUCGAGCAGAAGAGCAUCAGCUUGGCGUGGCAGGAAUCAGACUACCCCAGCAGCAAUGGCACGGAGUACGAGAUCAAGUUUUACGAAAAGGAGCAAAGUGAUCAGAGUUACUCAACUGUGAAAACUUCCUCAACAACUGUGACCAUUAACAACCUGAAGCCUGGAACUCUCUACGUAUUCCAAGUCCGAGCUUCCUCAACCACGAACUAUGGGAACUACAGCCCCAGUAUUGAGGUGCAGACAUUAGGGGAGCUCGCCAUGGUAUCCAGUGAGCAAAAUCCAGUGAUUGUCAUUGCUGUGGUUUCGGUGGCUGGCCUGAUCGUUCUCUUCUCAAUGGUCUUUGGAUUCAUCAUUUGGAGAAGGCAUUGUGGGUACAGCAAGGCCAGUCAAGAUGGAGAUGAAGAGCUUUAUUUCCACUUUAAGAUCCCAAGUCGAAGAACCUACAUUGAUCCAGACACCUAUGAAGACCCUGUCCAAGCAGUGCAUCUUUUUGCCAAAGAACUGGACCUUUCCUGUAUCAAAAUUGAGAGAGUUAUUGGAGGAGGGGAAUUUGGGGAAGUUUGCAAAGGGUGCCUUAAACUCCCCAGUAAAAGGGAGCUCCCAGUGGCCAUCAAGACACUGAAAGUUGGGUGCUCCGAAAAGCAAAAGCGUACCUUCCUGACAGAAGCAAGUAUAAUGGGACAAUUUGACCAUUCAAACGUUAUCCGUCUCGAAGGAGUCAUUACAAGAGGUAAACCCAUGAUGAUUGUAAUUGAAUACAUGGGAAACGCAGUGUUGGAUUCCUUCCUGAGGAAACACGAAGGCCAGUUCACAGUUAUUCAGCUGAUCGGGAUGCUGUGUGGAAUAGCUUCUGGCAUGAAGUACCUCUCCGAGAUGGGCUACAUUCACAAAAUGUUGGCAGCGCACAAAAUCCUGGUCAACAGCAACCUGGUGUGUAAAGUGUCCGGCUUCAGACCAGCACACGAAGAGAAAGUGGACUCUGUGUUCACCACCAUGGGUGGGAAGACGUUAGUCCUAUGGGGAGCUCCAGAAGCUAUCCAAUACCACAGAUACAGCCCAGCAAGCGAUGUGUGGAGCUUUGGGAUUGUUAUGUGGGAGGUGAUGUCCUAUGGAGAACGACCUUACUGGGACAUGUCCAAUCAAGAUGUGAUCAAAGCAGUGGAGGAAGGGUUCCGCCUCUCUGCGCCAAUGAACUGCCCAUCUCGGCUGCACCAGCUCAUGCUGGAGUGUUGGCAGAAGGAUCGCAAUGACAGGCCCAAAUUUGCACAGAUCGUCAGCAUCCUAAACAAGAUGGGGCGCAAUCCUGACACCCUGAAAAACAUCCCAAAUGGCUGCGUCAGCAGACCUCAAAACCUGCAUAUUCCUCUCAUGGACCAGAACUUUGCUACAUUCCCGUGCUUUGACUCGGUGGGAGAGUGGCUGGAAGCCAUUGAGAUGAGCAGGUAUAAAGACAACUUCACCGCUGCAGGAUACUGUUACCUGGAGUCCGUCGCAAGAAUGACAGUGCAGGAUGUAAUGAGCCUGGGGAUUACAUGCGUUGAACAUCAGAAACAAAUCCUGAGCAGCAUUCAGACUCUACGAGCACAGGUUAUACAAAUGCAUGGCCGGGGUGUUCAGGUUUGACAAAGGCAUCCAGCUGGAUCUUCCCUGCGAGUUAUAUUCGUGACGAGAUGUCGACAAAAACUGCUUGGUUGAAAGCAGUGUGUUUGCAAAAUGAGGCCUGUGUGUGGGAUGGCCGGUGAAGAGGACCAGAGGGCCAGUCUUUAUUAUAAUAUUUUUUUAAAAAAGGUGAUUUCAGCAAGGGGCUUUUCCGAAUGGGUUGUUAGUACAACUGGAUACAUGGCAUUCCUAUAACUCAGAUAAAAUAGGAAAAGUACAGGAGGCAGGCAAGAGUGCUGGGUUACCUUUCUUUUGUAUUGGCUCGGUUUUUGUUUGGUCAUUUUGUGGUUCAGUAAACAUUGCUCGCUAUGAUAGGCGGGAGACUCGGUGUCAACAGACUGUGAACUAGAGACAUAAGCUUGGACUUGAGAUUUUGUUUGAGCCUUUUGUUUGGCAUUCUUUGAAUGUCCAGGAUUAUGUUACAUAAUCACCUAUGGAAAUAUCUUCAGUCAUUUAUCUCUCAAGUGCCCGACCAUCCUUAAGCCCGACAAGUGCAUUGUGGGAUUUAACUUCUGGUCAAGUCUUUACACCUUGUCACAACAGGAGUUUGGACAACCACUGGCAACCUGAAGGUUUAACUGGGUCAUUUGUGCAUGUGCCUGAAUUGGACCAUUUUCACUGGAUUGGAUAAUUUAACAUUUUGGUCACAGCCUAUAGGUCAUUAAGCAAUAAACCUUAUGACCUUCAAUGCAGGAAAAUCCGAAUGUUAUACAGCAUUCAGAAUGUGGAAAUAUACCUCAUAUCUCCUGUUUCUAAAACAAUGACUCAAGGAAAAAAAUCAAAUAGAAAAUCUAAUACUUUUAGAAAGAUGAAGAGGAAGUAUUUCAUCUUUCCCCUUUUCUUUUUACCGACACUCCUCUGACACAAAACCUGGGCCUAUCCUAAGAGUUUAGCGUAUAUUACAUGAACUAGUCGAGCCUACAUUAGGAGUACUGAACAUUAAUGUCAUUCAGGCUCUGUUCAGUGGCAAUUUUUGAGCCCCUUCGCAUUAAGCCUCAUGAUACACUGUUGAUAAACAGCAACACCACUCCAAAGGUGACUGGGAUGGGCAGAGCCAAUAGCAUAAAGGAAUAAAAAAGUGUUAUUAAACAUAAAAGCAUUGCUCCAUAUAUUUAAUGGAAACAGAAAGCAUUUGCCCCAAGGAGGAAGAAUUAAUAAAUUAUUUUAAUUACAUUUUAGAUUUAUGCUAAUUGCAUACUUAAACAAUCCAUGGUUUUGCUUUACCACUGGUAUCACACUUUACUAGUGGAAACAUAUUUGCCAGUUCUCCAUUACAAUGCUCGGAUAUUCUGGCAAUUAAGAUCUGCUUUCAUUUUCACCACAGCCAUCUUCUCUGCUUCCUAAUGAUUUGCUGCUUUGCCUCGCACAAGACCGACUGAAGACACCAAUGUGAAACAGAGUUGACAGGAAGUUACUCCCGUUGAUACUGAAUCUGAAUCAGAAUUUUCUUUUAGUUGGUCUUUUGCCAAAAAGUUUUAAAGUGUCUGAUUGGUCUGACUUGCUGAAUUCCACUAGCACUUUGUGUGCGUGCUGGUUUGAGAUACCAGUUUCAUUUCCACUCUUGAUCCUAUUGUUACCCUGGCCUGAACCUCACUAAUUGUAGCUGGAUCAGUUUAACAUGUGAGGGUACCUCAUGCAGGAAAAACACCAAUUAAAAAUGCUUAAUAUUAUUAGUUGUUCCUGAGAGACUUGAUCAUUCACUGGGCAAAUACAAAUUCAUUAAAAUAAUUAAUCGGUAAGAAGUGCAACCAUUGAUAAGAUUUACUGACCAGCUGAUGAGUAUUAGAAAGCUUUGCACAUUAGUUCUGUUCUUAAUGUUUCCAGAAUAGUUUAUUUUAUUUGUGUAAUAAUAUAAAUCACAUUCUAUGGCUGUAUAACAUGAAUCACAAGGCCAGUGUAAUAACUUGAUCUAAGUUCUCAAUUGGUUUAAGAAGGAUAGUAUUUUACAUGUUUUAGAAAGCUGGUCAACCUAGGCAAAGCAAGUCAUAUGGAAGUUGUGUUUCACAGUGAAUCGCUCCAGCAGGGAUGAAAAGAUCUGACCAUUGCUAAGUGAGAGCAUAGACUCGUAUUGCAUUGGUUUAAUUAAAAAAAAGAUUGGAAUUGGAGUGAUCUCCAGUAUUAUGGUAACAGUCUGUAUCUUGACUGAGAGUAGCAACAAGUUUCAUCUUCCUUUGUUUAAUUGUCCGAGAGUUGGAGAUUCUAUUCCAAUUAGGCUCAAAGUGAAAAUCUAUUAUAUGGUGCACAAUACUGCCUAUUAUCUAUUGAUCAUCAAAUUAUACUAAUAUUAUAUGCAUUUAUAUUGCAGAUUUUCUGAAUAUCAAAUGUUAAUAUAGCACAAAGAUCCUCUUCCUAACCUGUUCCCUUUUCUGUUGUGAAUGUACAUUACUAAGAAAAUGUUUAGAGGAGUUCUCAGUAUAAGUAGCAGUUGUGGGCAGUGUUACACUAAUCCCAUUUUAUAGUGAUUAGAACAAGGAUAGCUAAUAGCUUUCUUUCCAUGUGAAAGCGGUGAUUUAUCAAAACUAAAGAGCUCUGCGGGUGGAGAGUAGCACUUUUUAAUUAUUGAUGGUGCUUGCUUUGGAUUAUUAUAUCUUGAUGUAUGCUGAUGGUGGACAUUAAGUGACUUGAAAGCUUCUGAUUCUCUACCCACUCUUACCCAAUACACCUCCACCCAGCAACAUCUGCAAUUUUCACCAGAUUUGUCUUCGUGCCUUCUCAGCCUUUUUAUCAAUUCAAGAGAAAUACUUUUUCCUCAGCUGCCCAAGUACCCAAUCAGAUACGGUGAAAAUUCCUGCUCCUUCUUGCUGUUAAUUGGUCCUAUGAUUCGUUUUGUCCCUCACUGUCAAAUUACGCUGGAUUUCCAUGUGGGUCUGGACGGCCUACAAGAUGGUGGAAAGUAAAGGCUCCUGUAACACUUUAUCUCACCGAUUAUCAUUUCAGAUUGUUGCAUGCAACAAGACCAGUAAUCUCUGUGAAACUUGACCAGAAUUUAGAGGGUGCUGUUGGUUCUAGCAAGGAGUUAGCUGACUUGGCACACUCCUAUUAUGGUUGCUAAGCACACAGGGUAUAUGACUGAAAGAAAAAAGUAUGUUUUCUAAGGGGAGUUUUCUAAAAGAAUUGUGAUGCCUUGGAAUACAAUACCAUUCAACUUUUGUUUAAAAGCUGAACCAAAUUGAUUGCCACAGCAUCUGCAUAUUAACCCUUUGCUUCCUGAGCUGUCAUUAGAACUGCAUGAACAAUUGGUUUGUUAACCUCUUCUCAGGUUAAACAGGUCUGGGCUCCUAUAUCCAGUGUCAAAGAGGUAAUGAUUAGGCAGUAGUGAUUAGGUGUCACCGUGGUUACUUUACAUAUGCCUGUGAGUGCAGUCUUUAUAUUGUCAUAAAUGGGAUAUAAUGUUUUAUUUCAUAUCUUAGCAGUGUACAGCAGUCCACUUCAAAGCUAACCGAUUAAAUAUAUUUACACUUGCAGCCAAUUUGAGCAGCAAAGUCCCACAAAUGUAAUGACUGACCAGUUGAAGGAUAACUGGUCAGACAUCGACCUUUACAUUCACUGCUGAUAUUCUAGGUCUGUCCAAAUGGGUAGCAGUAAAGAUACUCUGUUAAUGUCCCCAGAAGAUGAUAUCUCUAUGUGGUGUAGCUUUCUCUCGUUCGGCAAAUGAAAUGGAAAGACUAGAUUAAGUACCCAAUGCUACACCUCCUCCUUUACCUCCAUUCAGGGGCCCAAGCAGUCCUUCCACGUAAGGUGAAUCAUUUGGGGUUGUCUAUAGUAGCUGGUGUUCCCAAUGUGACCUGACAUAGGCUGUGGGACUGCUUUGUCGAGCACCUCCGCUCCAUCCACCAAAAGCGGGAAUUUCCCAGUGGCCAACCAUUUUAACUUCCAUCCCCCAUUCCCAUUCCGACACGUCAGUCCCUGGCCUCCACUUUUGCCGUGAUGAGGCCACACUCAGGAUGUUGGAGCAACACUUCAUAUUCCGUCUAGGCAACCUCCAACCAAGCGAAAUGCAUUUUCCUCUCUCCUUUUCUUUUAGCAUUUCAUCAGAACCAUACCUUUUGUAAACCCCUGGUCCUCUCGUCCAUUCCCAUCAACCAUCUCCUUUUUUUAUGUCACUUCCCUUGCAACCUCUCACUGCUUGUCUUUUCACCCCUUUUCUCCCACCAGACAGGUGCCCAGACUGACUUUCCAGGUGAAGCAGAGAUCCACUUACACUCCAUCCAGUCUGGAGCAAUCCCAACUCAUCCCUCACAAUGCCGUCUGCUCUGCAUUGGAGAAACCAAAUCCAGAUGGGGGAGACUUGCACUCACCUCACGAGAAUGACUCUGAGCUCCCCACGUCAAUAAUUCCCCCAUCCACACCCACCCUGACUUAUUCGUCUGUGGCCUCCAACAUUGUUAUGGUAAGGAGUGGACCUUAGCUUCUGCCUGGGCACAUUACAUUCCCCUGGACUUAACGUUCAAUUCUGACUUGCUUUUUUUUCUGUUUGUAAGAAUCAUCCAUCAGUGGUACUACUUCAGCUUGAUUGCUUUGUUUUCCCUUGGGAUUGGACAUGAUGCCCAGCCUGACCUGACCAGCCUGUCUUCCUGCUCUGCAUGUUCUAGCUUUGUUCAGGUUCUUCUGUCCAUCUUCUUGCUUUCCUUUUGCUCCCAUUUGCUCUCUGACCAAAUAAUCUUGUUUACAGCUUAUCCCCAUGGCUACCUUGAUUCUACCCUGUCAGAGGCAUGCCCAAACCCCACCUGAGGCUUAAAAAUAUUCUUCCCGGUCCCAGUCAUCUGGAAAUGUAAACCUUUAUUCUCACCAAUGCAGAAACCUGCUGAGUGCUUUCAGCAUCAGUUUUCACCAUUACUGAUAUUCCGCUUAUCCACACUUGGCAACUUCCAGCUAAGGUUCUGUCAACAUUGAGGGUGAAGGGAAGUAUACUGAGGAUCCGAGUGAAAGCACUGAGGGAAGUUCUGGAGGAACUCAGCAGAUCAGGCAGUAUCUGUGGAGGAAGAUUAACAGUUGAUGUUUCAGGUCGAGAUAUUGGUGAAACGAUUUGCGGCCAAGCAUUGUACAUCCAAACUCAUACCUUGCAUUCCCAAUCUAUCUAAAUUAACCAACCAGAGAAUAAUUUAAAUGUAGGUUAAAAAUUCUGCUUGCAGAUGAGAUCCAGGUAUUCAGUCUUUCUUUACAACACUUCUCAGGAUAUUCCUUUAGAAAAGAGAUGAGGAGGUAUUUCCUCAGCCAGAGGGUGGUAAAUUAUGGAAAUCAUUGCCAAAGACAGUUAUGGAAGUCCAGUCUUUCAUUAUACUUAAAGCAGAGGAUGAUAGUUUCUUAAUUAGUAAGGUUGUCAAAGGUUACACAGAGAUGGCAGGAGAAUGAGGCUGAGAAGGAAAAUACAUCGGCCAUGAUCAAAUAGCAGACAGAACCGAUGGGCUGAAUGGCCUCAUUCUGCUCCUGUGUUUUAUGGUCUGAAACAGCAUCUUCACUGUUUGACUUGGAAAGACUAGUUAUUUUCUAGGCACUGAUAUUUUGUUUACUAAACACAAAUCUGAGUUACAUUGUCAAACACAAACAGAGCACUGGCAUCUGCUUAAAUUGCCCAGAUGACUACACAGGACUACCGCGAGUUGGUCCAGUGCAGUCGCGGGAAGUGAUUGAUGACACAUGGGCAUCCCAGGCCAUGGCUUCAUCAAAGCAAAUUUCCAACUUUACAGCCAAGUGUUGUUCAGUUUGAGCAGUUCAUUCGUCUUUAUUAAUGGGACCUCACUUCUGGGGGCAGUUGCGUUUCCGAUGGCAGUGGGUUUCCCCCUGUGGCGACUCAGAAGCUUAUACACAGCACAAAGAUCUCCAAGGUUAUCACUGGAAAUAAUUAGCGCUCUGCAUAUGGGAUCAGUGACCCAUGUGACAUUUGCUACAUCCCACACAGAGAUUAAACUUUAUUUCAGCAGAGAAAUAACAUGCUGAUGCUGCAAAUCAGAUUGGUUCAGAUUCCCUUGUUUUUUUAAAAAAUAUUCAUUGCCUUUAUCUGAAACAAUGUAAUAUAUAUUUAAAAAUGCAAUAUAUUUUUCUAAUUUGAUGAUGGAUUAAAACAAAUAAAUUGUGGUGGAGUCAGUGGUAAAAAUAAUAUCUAGGUGGAGCUUGAGUAAUGACCUUGGGAAAAAUAUGAAGUGUGAGAUGUGUUAGUCUGAAAAUGUGCCAAGAGUUUGGAACAGUGAGGAGUGAGGGAGGCAGAGCUGGUAAUAAAAAUCAGACAUGAUAUUAGAGCAGUGAUUGCAGCUGAAACGAUGCAGGUCCAAUAUAUAAUAAAAACAGUGCACGAUGUGUGGAUUUUAAGUCUGUGUGAGUGCGUAUGUGGAAGUUCAUUGUUAAUUGUGUUUGUUUUGUAGCUAGAAUUGUUUUAACUCCGCAGUGAUCUCCUACCUGUGUAGGACAUGAGGAAUGAUUUCCUCUGUCCGUCCUCUACAACAUUUUUCACAUUCACUGCAGACGUGCCUCAAUCAAACCUUCUGCUCUGUAUUUAAUAAACAUAUUAUCAAGGGACUUAUUAACAAUAGGAUGAAAUUAUGUUAUUGCACAACUUUGUUCAUUCCUUCUCUAAGUUUUCAUUUUAUGCUAAUAAACAUGAGAGAUUCAAAGAUUGAGAAACAAACAUGUUCUUUUUCGAGGACCCAUCACCAGAACCCCUGGAUCAUGAAAUGUGCACUCCAUGGUAUCCCAGUGAAGUGCCAAGCUGCAUCCAGUAAAACCCUCCCUCAACUGAAUCGCAAUAAAUCUUAUGGAAAUAUUAGGAAGAAAUAUGAUCUCGCGAGUCGUCUAAAAACGGAAUCCUAUCAAAGCUUCUAUUCUCUGUAAGACAAAGGAACAGAGUACAGGGUUUAAAAAGGUUUGACGAUUCACAGUACUGAGAUUAAAUUUUACUCUUCUUGGGCAGAAGUUUACAGAAAAGGCCCCAGCUGAGCUCCCCACAGCCUUUAGGAGAAUGAUAAGGGACAUUUUGCUUUCAUUGAUAGUAACUUGGAUGUUGUAACAUUAUGUACAAUAACAGGUAGAACAAGGAAUAAGUUACGACUGACAGUGAGGUCUCACAUUUUUCAUGGCUGCGUUAGAACAGUUUCCAAAGGCAGAAUUUGGUGACAUUUCCAGUUUCCCAUCUUGUCUUCUAAUCAAUGAAAAACCUGUGAACUGUGUACGAAAAUGUCAUUUUUAAUUAUUCAAGUCAAUUAAUUGUGAAAAACUUGGUUCAGAAAUACCAUCGACCUGUGAUGUUAAAGUUGUU